Molecule: messenger RNA, 1042 nt
Organism: Hyaena hyaena (striped hyena)
Lineage: Eukaryota; Metazoa; Chordata; Mammalia; Carnivora; Hyaenidae
Product: ER lumen protein-retaining receptor 1
Exons: 3
Coding region: 1-792 (263 amino acids)
Biological process (GO): protein retention in ER lumen; endoplasmic reticulum to Golgi vesicle-mediated transport
Cellular component (GO): endoplasmic reticulum; cis-Golgi network; membrane
Molecular function (GO): ER lumen protein retrieval receptor activity
Source: RefSeq, a predicted model, not a curated record
AUGGCCAGAAAACUGACACCACCGGCCGGGCGGGGCUGGGAGCGCAGCUGGACGAAGACGGGGACUUGGACACGGAGAGGAGACCACGGGCUGCUUCGGACCCCGAGCCAGCAGGGCCCCCGAGAGACAAGCAGCUGCGCUCGCUCCUCCGCCAAGCACUCAGGCUCGCGCCUCAGCCGCUCAACUCCCGGAGAGCAAGUCAUCUUGCUACUGCUCAAAAUCUGGAAGUCCCGCUCGUGUGCCGGCAUUUCAGGGAAGAGCCAGGUCCUGUUUGCGGUGGUGUUCACGGCCUGCUACCUGGACCUCUUCACCAACUACAUCUCCCUGUACAACACGUGCAUGAAGGCAGUCUACAUUGCCUGUCCCUUCACCACAGUCUGGAUGAUUUACAGCAAGUUCAAAGCCACUUACAACGGGAACCAUGACACCUUCAGGGUGGAGUUCCUCGUCGUUCCCACAGCCAUCCUGGCGUUCCUGGUCAACCAUGACUUCACCCCUCUGGAGAUCCUCUGGACCUUCUCCAUCUACCUGGAGUCGGCGGCCAUCCUGCCACAGCUGUUCAUGGUGAGCAAGACGGGCGAGGCGGAGACCAUCACCAGCCACUACCUGUUUGCGCUGGGGGUCUACAGCACGCUCUAUCUCUUCAACUGGAUCUGGCGCUACCACUUCGAGGGCUUCUUCGACCUCAUCGCCCUGGUGGCAGGCCUAGUGCAGACUGUCCUCUACUGCGAUUUCUUCUACCUCUACAUCACCAAAGUCCUGAAGGGGAAGAAGCUGAGUUCGCCGGCAUAGCCCUGGGCCUGGCCGUCCCUCUCCUUGGCAGCCCGCAAGAGGCAGAGGAAGGCAGCGAGAAGACACGAGCCUUCCCGUCCUGUCCAGGGGUGACUUUUUAAAAGAACCAACCUCUCCGCGCUCCCCAGCCCCCCUCCUGCCGGGUUUCAGGGGGGACAGCGGAGAACCCAAGUCUUGGGGAACUCAGGACCUGGGCUGUUUGUAGUUUUUUGCCUUUUAGAGAAGAAAAAAAAAAUCUUUCCACUAUUUA